AUGCCUAAGGUCAAGCGAUUCCGAAAUCUACAAAAAUCAUCACCUCAACCUGAAUCUUUGGGUACUUUACCAUCAACAAAUGCUGCAACAGUGACUUCUCCAGUGAUUGAAGACCAAUCACCAUCAACAAAUCCUACAGUAGUGGCUUCUCCAGUGAUUGAAGACCAAUCACCAUCAACAAAUCCUACAAUGUCUGAAUCCAUUGAAGUACAACCACAUGUUUUAAUAAGUCCUUCACCAACAAAUGAGACCUCAUCACAUGAUUCAUUGAACUCAACACCAUCGAUGCCCACAGAAAACAUAGAGCAACCUACAACAUCCAAAAAACAUGUUGGACGUGAAUCUUCAUCAUUUUGGAUUGUCGAUGCAAUAGACCUAGAAGGAGUUAUCAAGAAAAUAAAGGUGAAGGUCAGAGAAGUGAGUAACUUACCUAAUGGGCAACGCAUCAUUGUAGAAUUUGAUGAGGUAGGCAUGGCUAUAGGCGAAGGACAAGGAGUACUUGCGGGAUUUUGUGGGACAUUGGCAACAGAUGAUAAUUUAUUUCCCAUUAAUUUUGAAAGGUGGUCUGGUAAAACAGGCAUGCCUAACACCUACUUUUUAGAAUGCUUUAAGGAAGUGUUACAGACUACUGAAGCUACUGCCCAACGAUAUUGCAAAUUAACUUUGGGUAAGAAGUGGGCUGCACAUAGACAAAGUUUAUGGAAUGAGUUUUAUGAUCCAACAAAAACAAAAGAUCAGAUCAUAUGUAAUGUGCCCACCGGUAUAGACAGAACUCAAUGGGCUCACUUUGUUACAUAUCGUCUAAAACCGGAGACAAUGGAGAUUUGUAAAAAAAAUAGAGAAAAUCGCAAGAAGCAAGUAAUUCCUCAUACUGGUGGCUCUAAGCCUAUCUCAAGAAGAAGACAUGAGAUGCUUUUGGAUAGUGGAGAGCUGCCUAGUCGUGGAAUGUUAUAUAUUGAGACUCAUAAAAGAAAAGAUGGCUCAUUUGUAAAUGAUGAGGCAAAGGCUAUAGCGGAACAAAUUGAAGUGGGUUUGAGUCAAAGCAGUGCAGAUGAAUCACAGAUUUCCCCUCAUGAUGUUGUUGGUAGAGUGUUAGGCCCAGAGCAUUCUGGGAGAGUGCGAUGCAUGGGUUUGGGAGCAGCUCCUACUAACUCAUUCAGAAAUACAAGAAUGCGACUUUCAGAUUUAAGCAUUGGUUCAUCUGGUACUACCACAUCAUCAACAUCUUCUAAUAAGUGGGAACAAAAGUACAUGAAUUUAGAAUCCCAAGUUCAAACCACCUUGGGUGCGUUGAAAGCAUAUAUGAUAAUGAAGGAAGGAAAGAUUCCUGAUGAAUUGGCUACUUUCUUUAAUCCUCAACCUCAACAAGCUCGUGAUGAUACAAAUGAGCCAGAGUCUCCUUUGGGAACAAGACAAUCAUCUGAUGGAAGUAACAUUUAG
Molecule: messenger RNA, 1440 nt
Organism: Vigna angularis (adzuki bean)
Lineage: Eukaryota; Viridiplantae; Streptophyta; Magnoliopsida; Fabales; Fabaceae
Exons: 7
Coding region: 1-1440 (479 amino acids)
Source: RefSeq, a predicted model, not a curated record